AUGUCUGUCAUUGUCUACCGUUACGAUCUUUCUCCCUACUCGAGGAAACUGCACCAUACAAUCUUGCUGAAAAACAUUCCUCAAACAUGGGUCAACGUUCCUAUGAUACCUCCUCGUCCAGAUGUUGAACUGCUUGGAGUGGGUCACAGACGCAUCCCGAUUCUCGCCAUAGGUGGUGAUCUAUACUUCGACACCAGUCUAGCGGCCAGCGCGUUGGAAAGACGGUUCCCUCCUGGCCAAUACGGGUCGAUCUUCCCCCCAAGAAAACAUAACGGAGGCUCGGAUGCUGCUCUGAUCAAGCUCUUCGCCAAGAGCUGGGUAGACGAUACCCUUUCCCCCUCCAUCGUCUCUUUGUUGCGCUGGCAUCUACUCCCCAGUCAGCUUGUGCAUGACCGAGAGUCUCUUUUCGGUCGCCCAAUUGACAUCGAGAAACAGCGCGCUGCUCGACCAGCCAACCUCUCCGUUCUUUCCUCACACAUCACCUUCCUCGAAGAACAGCUUGCCGACGGCCGUGAAUGGCUGUUUGACACGGAAAGUCCUUCAUUCGCCGACUCAGCAGCGCAUGCUUCUUGUCUCUUCGCCCGGACACUUCUUGAAUCUGAGUCUAUAUUCACUGCGGAGACAUUUCCCCAAACCACAGCCUGGCUCGCUCGCCUGUCGGACCACUUGGCCAUUCUCGAGAAAGCUCAACCGGUAACAUACACAAGCGGUGAAGAGGCUGCCGCCCAAAUAGCUUCGGCACCUCGCGAGCCUGAAACUGUGGUUGGAUUUAACAAGGUCGAGGCAGGCCGUCUUGGUUUCAAACUGCGGGACACAAUCUCUGUUGUUUGUGAUGAUGGCCCGGGCAAUAUCCCCACCAUCGGAGUGCUCGUUGCUCUCAACCGUGAGGAAAUUGUCCUCGAGACUCAGAGUGCUCUAGCUACAUUCCGAUGCCACUUUCCUCGCAUCGCAUACACUGCUACGCUGGUAUAG
Mycena indigotica is the source of this 972-nucleotide messenger RNA. Its product is annotated as Glutathione S-transferase. Lineage: Eukaryota; Fungi; Basidiomycota; Agaricomycetes; Agaricales; Mycenaceae. The transcript has 2 exons. The coding region runs from base 1 to 972 and encodes 323 amino acids. The record is from RefSeq and is a predicted model, not a curated record.